Molecule: messenger RNA, 3786 nt
Organism: Mya arenaria
Lineage: Eukaryota; Metazoa; Mollusca; Bivalvia; Myida; Myidae
Exons: 2
Coding region: 23-844 (273 amino acids)
Source: RefSeq, a predicted model, not a curated record
UCAAAUAUUAUCGCAAAAUAGAAUGAACAUAUCAGCUCUAUCAACGAUAAUCAUGUUAUAUUUCGUAGUGUUUAUCUUAUGUAUUGAUACCAUCGUAAACGGGUUCGAAAACGGAACCCUAUGUUACAAUAGAUUCGAGUACGAAUAUCACGUGCUAGAGAAGCUGGUUAAAUCAGAGCAGGAUCGCACUCGUCUCAGCGGAAUGCUCAGUAAUGUGUACAGUAGACUAUCAGAUAAAUCAAAAGAAAUAGAAAGCUUGGACUCAAGAAUUAAUAUUCUGGAGACCAGUCUUGGUGUGACAGCCGGGAGUACCUACAUACGAUGGGGGAGAACAACAUGUCCUAAUGACACUGGAAGUGAGCUUGUCUACAAAGGACUUGCUGCUGGGCCUCAACAUAAUCAUCCCGGUGGUGGCUCAAAUUAUCUCUGCCUUCCGGAGGAUCCAAUAUUUGGAGAAAAUCCUACUGGAGGAUCAAGAGAACUUCUUUAUGGAGCGGAAUACGAAACAACGGGCACGUUUAUGAGUAACCUACAUAACAAUGAUGUUCCAUGUGCUGUUUGCAAAACCAAAAGUACCAAUGUUCUCAUGAUUCCAGCCAGAAAUGUUUGUUAUCCCGGAUGGAAAACCGAAUACUCGGGAUAUCUGAUGACGUCCCAUUACAAUCAUCCGUCACAGAAAAACUAUGCGUGCAUGGACGCUGAUCCGAAGGCCAUCUCCGGUGGAAGUGCUAACCAGAAUGGAGCGUUGUUUUACUUUGUAGAGGGACGUUGUGGUUCAUUGAAAUGUCCACCAUAUAUUGAAGGUCAUGAGUUGACUUGCGUCGUUUGUUCCCUGCUGCCUUGAUGAAAAGUGUAGGCAUCUGCUCUCAAUAUGCAAUAUUACAUUUUGGUUUUUGAUUACAUAGGGGUAAAUUUAGGUUUACUUCCAAAUUCCGUCAAUUGAUAACAUCUUUUGAAGAUGCAUAGCAGCUUUAAAAUCUAUAGAUCAAUUCAAGUUCAAAUAGAUGUUCUUAUGUCCGAAUGGAAACAAUACAGCUUUUAUUAUAUAAAAAUUGAAAUUAUGUAUUUGUUAUUAUUUAAAAAAAAUCCAUUUUCGCAUCUAUGAAAAUACACUCUUUGAACGUCGUUAUGCCUGUGUUUUCGUGUAUCACUGAUCUGUGCGGUAGUUUUCGCCAUCGCUUAAUCGGCCGUUCCCGUAAAACUUAUUUACAAUAAGGUGCGUAAUUAGGCUGCAGAAUUAAGACGCAUAUUUUAACGUUUGCAGGUUUUUGUUAUUUUAAAUAUAAAAAGUACACUAGUUCAAACAAAUCAUUCAGUGUUUAAUUUGUUUCAUAACAAACUCAUUCAGUGCUGAAUAACAGAAAGCAAAACCACAUCAAAGACGCUGACAAGUCACAAGCAAAUUCACGGUUGGCAGUCACUAUCUGAUUUAGGCUUGUUUUUAUUGAUAACAUGGUAUUUUUGUUGUUUGCUUUGUCGAUGACAGAUUUCUCUCGUAUUUGUAACAGUAGUAUGCGAUAGAGCAAUGUGAAAUGUUUCUUUGCUUUAUGCAAAAUUUAGGUUCACAUAUAGUUUGACACUUCGCGGCGUUCGAGACAGGAAUGUCCAGUUUAGCGGCCUCCGUCUAUCAUUUUUGGACGGUGCCCGCUCAGGGCAGCGUUCAUAGUAGGGGCAAUCGGCUGAAAAGUUACAAACCGAUUUACCGCCUGUCUCGGUCGAAGAAAGAGUGCGGUUUUUCAAUGCUCAAAACACCAGUAAUAUUCAAUAGCUUACAAGAACAUUAAUAAUUAUGCAAUAAAUCUAUAAUUCUAAAGCAUCAAGGACAUUACUUAAGAAUGCAUUAUUUAUUUAUCUUGAUUUUUUCCAGCGCGAGCUGACCGUUACAUUUAAUGACAUUGGACUUUUUCCUUUUUUUAGCACCAACCAAAUUACUUGCUAAAAAAUUAAAUCCGGACUCCAAGCUUUACUAGAAUAAGGGCCAGUUUUAUUAAACUUCGCGUACGAACUUCGUACGAUAUGUAUCUCAGGCUGUUUAGCCGUUUUAUUAAGAUUUUUCGUACGAACAAGCACCUGUUUCUUCGUAGAUUUACGAAAAUUUCUACGAAAGCUCUUACAGUGGCGUACGAACUUCGUAGACUAAAAAAUGGCCGCCACAACAACAGAAAUAUUCUAUAUUGGCGAUCUUGCAUUCAUUAUGGCGUAUUUUAACAAAACCAACUGCCAAAUUUCAAGACAAAAGACGACUCUGUAGAAUCUGCAACCCGGUGAGUAAAUUAACAAAUCGUUACGACGCCGUUUUGACUAAGUUUUCAGGGGACGCAACCUCGCGCCAACUGUCAAAAUGUUUUAAAAAACAAAAUGCUCUUAUUUCGAUGCAUUUCAAGAGUUUUCUUGUGAUAAAAACACUGAAAUAUAGACUGAAAUAUUAUCCAACCAUUAGACUCAUGGUAUAUGAAUUUUACGGUGUUUUGAGUAAAACAAACAAGCUAAAAACAGACUGAUUCUAUCACAGUGUUUUCAUUAGUCCACCUAAAUGGCCGUCAACGAGUCUUUUGACGAUUUUUUUUUAAUAUGGCAGACUCGUGACGUCCACCAUCCGUGGAGUACAUCCAACAUAAAGUACCGAACGGUCCUUGCGCAGAGAAUCUUCGCGACCACAAUUUCGAAAUUAUCUCCGUUAUAAAUUCAAAUUUCUACGAAAAUAUUAUUGCCUACUUUUAAACACAUAUUUAUUUAUGUCACUAUGCCCAAAAACAUGUUCAGGUAUACUGUACAUGUGUCGAUUUUUUUAUCAAGUGUCCCGAUAUCUGUAAAUCUGGGACAAAUCUGACAGGUUGUGUACAUGUAUAACGGUAUUCGUGACCAAGAAUAUAUUUAUGUGAAAAUAACGACUCUAAUGUCAAAUUAAAUCCAGUUUAGAUCACUGUCGGGUAUAUAUUGAACAACUUUGUCAUUAUUAUUCAACAUUGAUGCAUAAUAUAACUAUUUAUUCUUUCGCUCAGUGUUAAAUGGUAGAGAGUUGUAGCGUUACAGGGAUACAUAAGAAAUGUCAAAAUAAUAAAAAAAAGUAUCGUUGAUUGCUCAUUAUUGUAGCUAGUCAAAAAGUAUUUUUAAAAUAUCCAGAGCAGCCAGAAGGUAAGCAUAAGCUCUGAUGGUCACAGUUGGGAGACUUGUUUGUCCCAAACUACAUUUUUUUCCAAUUUUCUUGCGGUUCUGAAAACAGUGCAGCUAGUAAUGGGACUUGGACUGGGGACUCCCUGUUUGCAAGUUUGUGCUCUAUCAACUUGGCUCAAAGGCCCUUAGAACUUAAAAUAACUUAAAGCUUGUAGUUGAAUUGUUCAACCAGCUCUACAAAAUGUUCCUGAUAACUUAAUUUGCAAACAAUCUGACCUGUGUGGGUUAGUACUGGGACACACUCAUGAACCGUAUGAUAUUAGUACGGUAAACCUGGGUGCAAAAGUGGGACAGGUUCAGAUCUUGAACCCCACGACUGAUGAAUACUUGAGCUCAAGCAAUGGCUUUAUUAAAACAGAAACCACCUUGCAUUUAAAGAAAAAUGUCAACCAUAUUUUAAGCUUCAGAAAGAAAACAGCCUGUUUAUAAAUAAAUAGAUUAUUCAUUUUUUAUUUCAGAUCUUGACAUGGAUCCAAGAUGCUGGUAACUAGGCGGGACGGAGUGUUUCACAGAACUGCCGGUUUAUUUCCGGUUUACCGUACUUGUGUUAUUUAUAAUCAAGAUAAAAGUUAAUACACCACAAGAGCAAAUCAAGUGAAAAUCGUGCAUUAU